CAGUACGAGAAGGUGACGGCGGGCAUCAGUCUGUGCCUGUUUAAAAGACGCUUUUGCGCUCAUCUUUCGCAGACCCGGCACCCUGGGCUGUCUUACGUUUGUCCAGGAACUUUUUGUUUCUCACCCGCCCGUGCCUAUACUACCCCAACUAUCGCCGCUCUUAGACCUUGGGGUAAUAUUGGGCUUACUUUAUUCAAUUGCUUCUUUACCCCCACUGCAACGGCGCCCUCCCUUAUCCGUAUUCCGUCAACCAAGUGUCGCAAUGAGGUUUGUCGCUUCUCUCGCCCUGGGCGCUCUCUCCAUUGGCGCCGUCUCGGCUACACCAGCCACAGCGCUAGACAGGCGGGCUGUCUCUACAGACGGCACCUGCGGUGCAUCUAAAGAUUUUACAUGCAAGGGAUCCUCGUACGGCGACUGCUGCUCGCAGUACGGAUGGUGCGGAUCCACCUCAGCACAUUGCGGAAGCGGAUGUCAGACGGACUUUGGAACUUGUAGUGGAGCUUCCCCUGCGCCUUCACCAUCUCCUUCACCAGUUCCGUCGUCAUCCCCACCGACUCCAGCAGCCGAGGACAUUUACAAGUGCUUGAGCAACAAGAAUGUGCCUGCCAAGAUCAGCAGCGACGUCGAGUAUGCGACGCUCUCAGAGGUAUACAACCUGCGCAUACCCUUUAGCCCUGCUGUUAUUGUUCUGCCCACCACUGCACAGCAUGUGCAAGAUGCCGUCACCUGCGCUGCUCAGCAGGGUAUGAAGGUUCAGGCCAAGUCUGGCGGCCACUCGUAUGCCAACUUCAACACUGGUGGCAUCAACGGCGCCAUGCAGAUCAACCUCGAGGGCUUCCAGACGGUUGAGCUCAACAAAGACACUGGUAUUGCAGCCGUCGGAGGUGGUGUCCGCCUGGGCAACCUUGGCGAUGGCAUUUGGACUCAGGGCAAAGCUGCCGUUCCACAUGGUACUUAUCCUGGCAUCGUUGGCGUCGAGAUUGUUACGGCUGACGGAAAGCUUGUCAACGCGUCUGCCACGCAAUCGCCAGAUCUUUGGUGGGCGUUUAGGGGUGCUGCCGACUCGUUUGGCAUCGGCAUCAAGUUCUACAUCCAGACACACCCAGCACCAGACAGCAUCACAUACUUCCAGUUUGCAUUCAAGGGCAUCCACGACUCCAAGGACGUCUGGACAAAGACAUUCCUCCACCUCCAGGACUUUGCCACCAACAGCACCGUCGUGGACCACCGCAUUUCCUUUGGCAUUUACCUCGAUGGCUCGGGUAGCUACAGUCUGAGCGGCGCCUUCUUCGGCACCCCCGAGGAAUUCAAUUCCACCAUCAAGCCCGAGCUCCUGCGCACGCUCCCGGACCCCGUCAGCCCCCUCGUCGAGGCCAUGAACUGGUACGACUACCAGAUCAAGGUGUCCGGCAAGACCAGCAUCAAGGUGCCCGUGGGCGGCUACAACGACCACGAAGACUUCUUCGCCAAAUCCGUCACAGUCCCUGAAUCCAGCGGGCUCAGCGCCGCGGCCCUCGACGCUCUCUACGACCACCUGCGCUCCGGCUCCGCCAAGGAAUGGUACAUCAUCAUCAACCUGUACGGCGGCCCCGGCUCCGCCAUCAACACCAAGGACAUCAAGUUUGCCGCGUACGACGACCGCAACAGCCUGUGGGUCCUGCAGAACUGGGGCUACGGCUCCACUCCCAUGGACUUUAUCCAGGGCAUCAACGACGCCAUUAUCAAGGCGCAGCCGCAAACCACGUUUGGCGCUUACCUCAACUACGUCGAUCCCACGUAUGAUCCGGCCACCGCGCACAAGCUGUACUAUGGCGACGAGGUGUAUGCCCGUUUGUUGAGCAUCAAGAAACAGGUUGAUCCCCAAAGCGUGUUUUGGAAUCCUCAGGCUGUGGGGAAUUAA
Exserohilum turcica Et28A is the source of this 1900-nucleotide messenger RNA. RefSeq names its product carbohydrate-binding module family 18 protein. NCBI's taxonomy places the organism in Eukaryota, Fungi, Ascomycota, Dothideomycetes, Pleosporales, Pleosporaceae. Gene Ontology annotation, molecular function: chitin binding; oxidoreductase activity; FAD binding. The transcript has 3 exons. Bases 263 to 1900 code for a protein of 545 amino acids. The record is from RefSeq and is a predicted model, not a curated record.